Molecule: messenger RNA, 1495 nt
Organism: Myxozyma melibiosi
Lineage: Eukaryota; Fungi; Ascomycota; Lipomycetes; Lipomycetales; Lipomycetaceae
Exons: 2
Coding region: 198-1304 (368 amino acids)
Molecular function (GO): protein binding
Source: RefSeq, a predicted model, not a curated record
CGUGAUAGCGGGAUGGAUAUUGAAAGAAGGAAGAAGGAAGAUGUGCUGGCUGAGAGAAUGGUUUGAUAUCUGUGCGUGAUGAUAUUAUGAAAUGAGAUGCGAUGGAAGCAGAGAAGAUAAGAUAAAAAACAGUAAUACCCGGAUACAUCUACGCCCUACGUCUACUACAGAUACUACAGAUCUGAUAAAUCGCAACGAUGCAGAGAACGGCCGGGGUUGACUGGAGCCUCCUCCCAGCCGAGCUCUUUGGCGAGAUUCUGUCGUACCUCGUGUUCCCUCCCGUUCUCGAGCUACGUCUUGUGAGUAAAGCGUGGGAGAAAGCGGUGGUUGGGUACGUGGUUAUGACGCACCAGGCGUUUAAGCGGAGUAUGCUUUUGGAUGUUUCUGGAUUGUGGAUGGCGGGUACCGCAAAGCCGUUUAAGUCGCGGACGGUUCUGGAGGUUAUGGAAAAGUAUUGUCGGUUUAUAGAGCGGUUGGCAGAUAGCGCAUGCGCGGGGCUUUACAAGGUUCCGAGCGAAGAAGCGCUGAGGCUGUCGAAUAUCGUGACGCUGCAUUUACAGAUUGUGCAAUUUGCAGAGCUGGUGAUUGAUUCCCUCCGCGAACUCGUCUCGCGGCAGAAAACCCAGGUGUGUUUUGCGAGGCUGACGGAGCUGCAUGUGCUCUACGGCACCGGGAGUAUCAGACACAUGCGCAACACGCUUUUGAGCGACGGCAACAGCGGCGUGUUUAUCCUCAAGAAAUACGCGGGGCUGAUUAAUCGCGCGUUUCCCGCUGUCGUCAGGCUCGAGUUUGGGUGCGAGGACGUCGAGCGGCUAGAUCGGUUUGUGGACGAGUUUGAUCACCCCGUGCGCGGGUUGCCGUUCACCACGCUUGAUUUUGUCGCGAACUUGGCGGGACGGGCAAAGAUUGAGUAUGUGGCGAUUCGGGGGAUCAGGUUCUUGGGACGCAGGCCGCUGCCUACGUUGCCGCUUAGUUCGAGCAUCAGGCGGUUUGAGAUGGAGUAUUGCUGGAUCAUCAAGCCGCUGAGGAUCGUGGUUAAUAAGUUUGUCGGGAUGGAUGACGACGAGGAGGGGUUGAUGGCCGUCCAGCUUAUGCUCGCGGAGGCGGAGAAGGGAGAGCAGCGCGGGCGGGGAUUCAGCAUAGUACCACAGAAAAGCAACCCAAAGCUAGUGCGGAAGAUCGUGCUAAGUAGAGCACGCGAGGACGGUGACGAGGAGGACGGUGAUAGCAUGAAGGCAGACUAUAAUCUGUCGUAUACGAUAGCCGACGAAGAAGGCGAGUCCAAGGUCGGGUUUUUUUCCUGAGCGGCGGGCGGUGUGGUAUCGGAGUCGCACUCUUGGCGGGUGCUGAGUGAACGCGAGCUCUUUGUCUUCCAAGUUUAUUUAUAUAUAAGAUUGUAGUUGUAUUUCCUGCAUUUAUCCUGCAUCAAUCAUCCUCCUUGUUUGUACAGAUACUAGUUACAGAUACCAUCAUCAUAAUGAAGACACUGAAAGGC